UAUUCGGAAAUUUUCAAUAAAUUGGAGUUGGUCGGCGGCACUUGUCAAUUUGGACUGGACUCUGCAGAGGUUUAAUACGUUAAUUUGGCCGUCGCAAGUUUGAAGACCCAACAAGAUGGCACUCAAGGUAUUUGCAUUCCUUCUCUUUGUUGUGAGCAUGGCUCGCGCUAUUUCCUUCAAGGAACAACUGUUGACUAAACAUAACGAGGAACGCACACAGGCGAAGUCAAGCAUGACGCCAUUAACUUGGAGCAGUAAGCUCGCAAAUUACGCUCAAGAAUGGGCAAACGGAUGCAAGUUUGGCCAUCGUUCAAAUGAAGAAUUGGCUUCCAAGAAUCGUGGGGAGAAUAUCUUCGCAGCGUGGGGUUACGACAUGGCCACCAUUGGAACGUCCGCCGCAAAGUCCUGGGCCUCUGAGAAGGAUGAUUACACCUACAGUUCCAACAGCUGUAAAGAUGGGGAGCAGUGUGGCCAUUACACAGCGAUGGUGUGGGAGGCUACCACGAAAGUUGGCUGCGGUUCCAAGGAAUGCAGUGACGGCAUGCAGGUGGUCGUCUGUAACUAUUCCCCGGCUGGUAAUAUGAUUGGCUCCAAACCCUAUUGAGAACUUUUACAUGUGAAGAUGGAUGUAAGGCGAUAUACAAGGUGUCCAAAAAAAUUCGGUUUUAUAUUCGCAUGACUGAGGUGAAUCAGGCCGUAAAAUCUUUGAGUUUGGUAGUAGGAAAUUUGAAGUCGGAAAUCUAACGCGGAAAUUUGAAGGGAUGCUACAAUGACGGAAGUGCAUCUCGUUUGACCAGCGGGCGUGGUUAGGCGUAUUUGUAUGUCCCUAGAAUAUGACAAGGAACCACAAUCUCUCGUCGCAAGCAAAAAAGGCGGGAGUAAUAAGCCUUUAUCGUCCAUAAUCCGGCCGCAUCAUCCGACUUAGGUACAACUACUAUAUAUGGGCCCUAGUCCGAUCGAUUUCGACUCAUACGAGUCGUGAGUUAAAAUGAGCACUUCAUUCUACAUGUAUGUAGAUCACAUUUCAAAUUUAAAUCGUAUCAUCUUGUAACAUGUAGGUACUGAAUAUUUUCCUGAUUUCAAAAUAAUUUUUUGGACGCCUCGUAUUUUGACAAACAUCCCCUGACGAGUCAGAGAAUACUACCAGCAGAUUUCGAUAAGUUGUAUCAAAAUGAAAGAUUAGAAUAAAACUCGACAAAAAAU
This is a messenger RNA of Lineus longissimus, 1203 nucleotides long. RefSeq lists its product as uncharacterized. Gene Ontology annotation, cellular component: extracellular region. The transcript is spliced from 5 exons. The record is from RefSeq and is a predicted model, not a curated record. Bases 116 to 604 code for a protein of 162 amino acids. Lineage: Eukaryota; Metazoa; Nemertea; Pilidiophora; Heteronemertea; Lineidae.